This is a messenger RNA of Anguilla rostrata (American eel), 4480 nucleotides long. RefSeq names its product early growth response protein 3-like. Gene Ontology annotation, molecular function: RNA polymerase II cis-regulatory region sequence-specific DNA binding; DNA-binding transcription factor activity, RNA polymerase II-specific. The record is from RefSeq and is a predicted model, not a curated record. Lineage: Eukaryota; Metazoa; Chordata; Actinopteri; Anguilliformes; Anguillidae. Gene Ontology annotation, biological process: regulation of transcription by RNA polymerase II. The transcript has 2 exons. The coding region runs from base 309 to 1592 and encodes 427 amino acids.
CGCACUGAGCUACAACCUACAAUAGCGUAUCAUUCAUCUGGACACCUUAUUAAACACCAGAAAAGGAAACUCAGAUAUUACAAUAAAAGAACAUUUAAAAUAAUGAACUGACACAAUAAAUUUUGCUCACCACACAGAGAAACCAGUUUAUUUUCGGCGAUAACUUCCUCUUUUGGACAUUGUACCCGGGAUUUCAACCACUUAGUAUUUUUUCUAUUGCUGGCUAUCUACAGCGCUGUCGCAAAUAGGACGUGGACUUUUGAGGUAUCUGAGACGUUUUCCUUUUAGACAACUUGGAUAUAAGUGCUAUGACAGGGAAACUGGCGGAGCGGGUCCCUACGACAAUGAGCAGUUUAAUAAACACGAUUUCUGACAACCUUUACCCAGAGGAGGAAAGCCCUUCGUCGAACAUUUUCGCGAGCACGGAUUCUAUUUCGCCUUAUUCGCAGAUGAACACAGACAGCAUCAUGGAUCUGGGGCUGGGGGGGGACAAAGGGGCGGCAGACCUGCAGUACAGCUCUGGGUUCCAGUCUGUGCGUAGCGGCCAGACGGUCACAUACCUGGGGAAGUUUGCCUUUGACACGCCCUCCUCCUCGGGCGGGGGGGUCACAGGCUCCGGCUGGUGCUCGGACAGCAACAUCAUCAGCUUGGUGAGCGCAGGAGUCCUGGGGGUGUCCCAGUCACCCAGCAAUGUUAGCGCCCAGACCUCACCCGGUGGAGGGGGCGGGGGUGUGGCCAUGGGCAGCCAAGCUUCAGAGCUGGAGCAGGUGUACAGCACGGCUCUGCCCGCCUUCUCCAUCUGUGGGGACAUGUAUCAAGACCAGGUCUCCUUCAACCACAGCCCUACAGCCCCCACCACCCAGCUCCCCUACCCAAGCAGCGAUUACCACACCGCCGCCAAGCCUGCUGUGGAUGCCGGGCUCUUCUCGGUCAUUCCUGACUACACCCUCUUCCAUCACCAGGGGGAGGUGGGCAUGAUGGAUCAGAAGCCCUUCCAAACCCAGGACCUUGGGCGUGUCAACCCCCCGCCCAUCACACCUCUGGAGACUAUCCGGGCCUUCAAGGACAAGCAGCAGGUCGCCCCAGGUUUGGCUGCUGGGCAGCAGCAGCACGGGCCCUCCCCUCCCCAGGCCCUCACGCUCCGGCCCGUGCGCCUGCGCAAGUACCCCAACCGGCCCUGCAAAACGCCCAUCCACGAGCGCCCGCACGCCUGCCCCGCGGCCAGCUGCGACCGCCGCUUCUCCCGCUCCGACGAGCUGACGCGCCACCUGCGCAUCCACACGGGCCACAAGCCCUUCCAGUGCCGCAUCUGCAUGCGCACCUUCAGCCGCAGCGACCACCUGACCACGCACAUCCGCACGCACACCGGCGAGAAGCCCUUCUCCUGCGAGUUCUGCCCCCGCAAGUUCGCCCGCAGCGACGAGCGCCGCCGGCAUGCCAAGGUGCACCUGAAGCAGAGGGAGAAGAAGGCAGCGGACACGGCCGGUGGGGGGGGCGGUGGGGGCGCUGAGGGCAUGGUGGGCAUGGCAGGAAUAGGCCACAGCUCUCCUCCCAGCUCCUGCACCAGUCAGACAAUCACAACCUGCACUUAAAAAACCUCACAUGCUUUCAUUAGGUGGCACUGGACCACAGAGGGCUGUUCUCCUUUUCUCUUGCCCCUCUAUUUCUAUCUCCUCUCUUUCACACUCCGUCUCUCUCCUCACCUAUUGUCUCUUUUUUAUCUUUGGAUAAUACCUCCAUUAAUUACAGAAGCUCAGAAAACCAAACAAGAGUCUAUAGAAGAUACCCCUUUAGCCCCUUUACCUUGAGUCACUGGCUGCUCUACUAACACCCACAGCUAUGGACAGCAAGAACAGCACAUUUAUAUGGGAUGAGUUGGUUUAUGUGAGAAACAUGAUCAGUGCGAUCACAUUUAGAGGUGAAUCAGUGUUUAUAUGGGAAACGGGACUAGUGUAUUACUGAACAGUAACAGUAUGUUCCCAUAAGGAACAGGAACAGUAUGUUCCUCUGUGGAAUAGCAUCAGCAUGUACCAUUUGAGAGCCAAGAGGUCCUAGUUUCUCAAGUCUAAUUAUAAAUAAAAGGAGCACAGAAAAAUGUGACCAGCCUUCACAGAGCUGCAUGAUGGCAAUACUGAGGUGUGAUAUUUCUGCCUGCUGUUGUUCAUGCGCAUAAGUCGGUUUAUCAUUUUGAACACUGUUAACGAGUGAGACUUCCAUCCAUGUUGUCAUGGUCCCAAUGUCCUACCUGAUUGGAAGCAGAAAUGCGAAAUGGAAUUGUAAAACCACAGAUAUCAUAUAUUCUGACCAGAUAUCUAUCUCCUACAUUACCUUCCACACUUCAUACAUCAUUGUCUUUAAAGUUUUGCUUGGCAACAGGGCUUUUUGAUGCUGUCUCCAUCGCUACUAUAGCUAUACGUACCUAUAUAUCUCUCUUUGGCAACAUCCCUUAUGCAUGUUCAUAAGGAACCAGCAGAUCAGUACAGUUCCAACAACAGCAGGGAAAGGGCUUCCAGUGUGAAUUUCUAAACACCUUGUCAACACACAAAACAUUUGUGGUAAGAACCAAGCUUUCUCCAUUCCUUGUUCAUUGCAGUUUGAUAUUUCUCCUAUAUGAAAUUAGAAAACAUGAGAGUUGUCUCUGAACUCAGAUACAUCCCUUAGAUGAACACACUCCUUGUGAGGGAAUCACAGAAAUGGAAAAAAACUCAAAUAAGCUGAGAAAACUGAAAACUGUUUGAAUCCCUCAAUGUUCUGUUAAAAGUAAUUAUUGGAAUAUAAUAUUCCUCAAUUAUUAUCAGUCAACCAAUCAAUAUUUACUUUAUGAAUAUUUUAUUCAAUAUUUCAAAAUGUAUUUAAAGCCAGGACAGCUGCUUUCAAACAGAUAACUUGAUGAUACCUUUCAUUAGUUUAGCCCAGGUCUUUAAAUAGUGUACAUUAUACUAUUUAUGCAUUGCAACUGUUUUCUUAAUGUUUCUUGUUUCACAUUUAAAAUUUAAACAAAAAAAAAAAAAAAAAAUCAAAAUAAGGCUCAAAGGACAGAUUCCAACUAAUUCAAUGUAUUGAAAAAAUACAAAAGACAAAAUAUAUAAAUAUUGCCACUUUUAUGUAUUUUAUUGUUUGCAUAUAUUAUAGAACAUUUAAAAUAUAUAUUAAGAAAACUUACAAAAUACACAAAUUAUUUAAAUAAGAAACAUAUAUAAAUACAUAAGCAGCAUGUACUGUAUACUGUAACACAGUGGUAUUCAAUGUCAGUUCUGGUUGACCCCCUGUGUAUGCUGGUUUUUGUAACAACCACAAUUGCAAUCCCAGACUUUUAACAUGUUAUUUUUUUUAAUUGAGUGCUGUUCAAGUUUGGAGGGAUUAUUGACCCUUUUAAUCCACUCUAUAUUAUGCAUGCCAUAAAGGAUAAGAACCCAUGUUCACAUUGUGCUUAUGGUGCUAUAUUGCAAACAAUUACAUAAAAAGGGUAACAAAAUUUUGAACUGAUCAAAUUAAAGACUGGCGUGAAUCAAUAAGCUCCUAAUUGGGUUGUUGAACAUAAAGCUUAAGCUAGCUGGAUGGUCCAAAGACAUCUAGGUUAGACUAGCUGGACUGUCCAAAGACAUACAGGUUAGGCUAACUGGACUGUCCAAAGACAUACAGGUUAGACUAGCAGGACUGUCCAAAGACAUACAGGUUAGGCUAGCUAGACUGUCCAAAGACAUACAGGUUAGACUAGCAGGACUGUCCAAAGACAUACAGGUUAGGCUAGCUAGACUGUCCAAAGACAUACAGGUUAGGCUAGCUAGACUGUCCAAAGACACACAGGUUAGACUAGCAGGACUGUCCAAAGACAUACAGGUUAGGCUAACUGGACUGCCUAAAGACAUACAGGUUAGACUAGCAGGACUGUCCAAAGACAUACAGGUUAGGCUAGCUAGACUGUCCAAAGACAUACAGGUUAGGCUAGCUAGACUGUCCAAAGACACACAGGUUAGACUAGCAGGACUGUCCAAAGACAUACAGGUUAGGCUAGCUAGACUGUCCAAAGACAUACAGGUUAGGCUAGCUAGACUGUCCAAAGACACACAGGUUAGACUAGCAGGACUGUCCAAAGACAUACAGGUUAGGCUAACUGGACUGCCUAAAGACAUACAGGUUAGACUAGCAGGACUGUCCAAAGACAUACAGGUCAGGCUAAUUGGACUGUCCAAAGACAUCCAGGUCAGGCUAACUGGACUGCCCCCCAGUACGCCCCCCCCCCCCCCCCCCCCCCCCACACCAUGUGACCAUGACCAUGUUGCCUCUUUUAAUUAAAUUGGUUGCAGUAUAGCACAACAAGCACAAUGUGAAUGUCUGACGUUCAAUUCUACAUUGCAUGCACAGCUAUUUUUGACAUAAUGUGGCUUAAGAGGUUAGAUAAUCCCUAUAAACAUGAAAAGCACCUAAUUAAGAAAAAUUAACAGCUUUUAAAAAUUUUGCAGCAGUGGUUCAAAAGAAA